UUCAGUCUCCCAGAGCGCAGCAGAAGUGCGACGAGCCUCAGCCAGUCUGUACCUCUCGAAAUGGGACUAAGGGACGAACUUCUGAAGUCGAUAUGGCAUGCUUUCACCGCGUUGGACCUGGACAAAAGUGGGAAAGUGUCAAAGUCGCAGUUAAAGGUGCUUUCCCAUAGCCUGUGCACUGUGAUGAACAUUCCUCAUGAUCCAGUGGCUUUGGAGGAGCACUUUAGGGAUGACGAUGAGGGGCCAGUUUCCAAUCAGGGAUACAUGCCCUACCUGAACCGAUUCAUCCUGGACAAGGUACAGGACAACUUUGAUCGAGUGGACUUUAACAGGAUGUGCUGGACGCUGUGCGCCAGGAAAAACCUCAACAGAAAUCACCUACUCAUCUCUGAUGAUGACGCAUUUAAGAUCUGGUGUAUAUUUAACUUUCUUUCAGAGGACCGAUACCCUUUGGUCAUAGUCACAGAGGAGAUUGAGUAUUUUCUACGAAAGUUGACAGAGGCAAUGGGAGGUAGCUGGAUUGAAGAAAAGUUUGAGGACUACAAGCUGCAGCUGAACUUUAAACAGCAGUGCCUGAAUGUCUGGGAGCUGAUUGAAUUGAUCGGAAUGGGACAUUUCAGCAAAGGGAUGGACCGCCAGACCCUGUCCAUGGGCAUCAAUGAGGUUUUCCAGGAGCUCAUUCUGGAUGUGUUGAAACAGGCUUAUAUGCUGAAAAAAGGCCACAAACGAAAAAACUGGACUGAACGGUGGUUUGUCCUCCGACCCAAUUCAAUCUCAUACUAUGUGAGUGAAGAUCUGACAGAGAAAAAAGGAGACAUAUUGCUGGAUGGGAACUGCUGUGUUGAGUCAUUACCAGAUAAGGAGGGAAAGAAAUGCCUUUUCUUUGUCAAAUGCUCAGACAAAAGUUAUGAGAUCAGUGCCUCUGAUAAAAAGAAGAGACAGGAAUGGAUCCAAGCCAUUCAGACGUGUAUCUCCCUGCUAAAGAUAAGCCGCCCAGCUCCACAUCAUGAAGCACGGCAAAAACGGAGGGAGCUGCGGCAGAAGCAACAAGCUGAGCAGGAGCAGCUGGAACUUAGGAUGAAAGAACUCCAGAUAGCCAACGAGAACAAGCAGAAAGAGCUCGAGGCCAUGAGAAAGAAACUGGAGGAGGCAGCAGCCACGUCAGCUGAGGAGGAGCGUAGACGUCUGCAGACCCAGACCCAGCUGGAGGACCAUUACAAAGCUGAAAUGGAGAAAGAGAAAAUGGUGAGGCUGCAGAUGGAAGAGCAGGUGGCACAGAAGUCCAGUGAGCUUGAGCAGUAUCUGCAGCGUGUCCGAGAGCUGGAGAAUAUGUACCGUAGCCUGGAAGAAGCACUGGAAGAUGAGAGACAGGCAAGGCAGGAUGAAGAAACUGUUCGCAAACUGCAGGCCAGAUUACUGGAGGAAGAAGCAUCAAAGCGCUCGGAACUGGAGCAGAUCCACCUGCAACAGCAGCAGACUAUCUCUCAGUCAAAGGCUGAGAAGGAGGAGCUGGAGAGAGCACGGCUGGAAAAGGAGAGUGCAUUGCAGGAAGCCAUGGAGCAGCUACAGAGACUGGAGACCGAGAGAGAAAGCGCACUGGAACAGUAUGAGGAAGUAAUAAAGAAACUGAAGGAUGCUGCUAAUAACACAAAAAGCUGGAAGGACAAGGUGGCCCAUCAUGAGGGACUUAUUCGUCUUAUACAACCAGGCCCAAAAGGCCCUCAGAAGAUCACCAACUGGGGUCCUGCAGCCUUCACAGAAGCAGAACUGAGUCUGAGAGAGAAAGACUGGCAGGAAAAGAAAAACAGGCCUGCUCAGACCCAAUGAGGCAUCGUUGUUUUACUGUCUCAAUUACUGCAAAGCCUUACUGUACAUCUAACCACUACUGAAAGGGGAAACACUGGCUAAGAGGGCCACAUUUCACUCAGACUUUUGAAACACCCCGUGUGACUGCAAAGUAAAGUCUAAUUUCACUGUAUUUCUCAUCAUUCCAGUCAUACUGUAACAUUUCAUCACAUUGUGUCGCUCAUUUGAUAAAAGGGAUUUAUAUAUUUGUUUCUAUAAAGCACUGUGUUCUACAUGGACAUGUUGAUUUAGUUGUAUUUUUUGCCAAAGUGGUGACAGAUUUUGCACUGAAAUAAAUAAAAUGUCAAAGGUUGUUUAUUUUAAAAGUGGGAAAACUGUCAUUCACCAUGUAAUAUCAAAAACAUCUAAAAGUAAUAUCAUCUUUAGCCUUAUCAUUUUUUGUGACCUAAUUUAGUACUGUUAAAAUGAAAUAAGGGCAUCAUAAACAGUAAACAACAUUGAAGGUAUGAAUGAAGUACUAUGUAGAAAUAUGUUCAGUUUUUUUGUGUAGAAUAGCAUAAAAAAACACUGACUGAAAUAAAAAAUAUGAAAUUUUGUUUUUGGAAACAUGGCUACAGUAUUAAGUGGUAAGAGUAAUCCUGUUAUUCAAACUUUCAUGAGAUAUUAGUGUCUUUGUAAUUUUUGUCACAAACAGUAUUGUGCAUGUUUGUAUCAAACUAACGUAAUGUUCAGAAUUGAGACGUUUUUUUUUUCAUGAAGAUUUCAUAAAAAUAGAAUAAAAUGUUAUCCAUAUCAUUUUUAAAUGUUUGAAAUCUUUAAUUCUCAGAUGUUGUAGCUUGUAAUGUUAAUUAACAAUGUUGGUGCUUAGAAAAUUGCUACUAUUUAUUUGUUUCUUUCGCCAUCUGUUUCCUUUAACUUGUAUGUAUGGUGUAAAGCCCUAAAAUUAGCUUUUUUUCUGAUUUAUAAGCUUUGGAUUAAACAGU
Clarias gariepinus (North African catfish) is the source of this 2789-nucleotide messenger RNA. RefSeq names its product switching B cell complex subunit SWAP70b (gene swap70b). The coding region runs from base 61 to 1827 and encodes 588 amino acids. NCBI's taxonomy places the organism in Eukaryota, Metazoa, Chordata, Actinopteri, Siluriformes, Clariidae. Gene Ontology annotation, cellular component: cytoplasm; nucleus. The transcript is spliced from 12 exons. Gene Ontology annotation, molecular function: calcium ion binding. The record is from RefSeq and is a predicted model, not a curated record.